UUUUGUCGUUGAUGGCUUUCUUCCAUGACGUUCGAAACAUUUUUUUUGCCGAUCCUUUUACUUCAGCAGUUCCUAUCCAUAUUCCACAGUACUAGUAUCCUCUUCCGAUAAGAAUCAUUCGUUCCAACCAUCAUGCGCCUUUCAGCUUUUUCUAUUCUCUUGUCGCUCUGGCUAUGCGGCCCCGUUUCGGCGUUUGUCGUUCGCCCUGUGACUGUCACUCCCUCAACUACACUCCUUGCUGCCGAGAAAGGAAGUGAGGAAGUGAAACAACAGCACGCAUUGUCUGUGGGAACUCUGGUGGAGUUUCAAGAAAAGUCUCGCGUUCACAUUGGCACCAUCAAGUCUUCGGAACACAAGUCCAGUGGAGGAGCUAGGUACAAGAUCGAGGAUAUUGAUGGAAAGAGCUAUAAUGUUGCCGACAAGCACGUCACGUUUGCCACCCCAGUUGCUCCCAGCAACGCCAACAAGGUCAACGCGCUCAUGACGGAACUCGAAGAAGUCCAGCAUGCGUCGGAAGAAGCAUUGUGCAAACUUUUGGAUGUCUCACCGGAUUUGUUGGAAAUGGCAUGGGAAGAAGCGGCGGCGGAAGAGGCGGCGACUCAUGAGUUGACCGCCAAGUCGUUUGUCUCUCUGGUCCACUCGCACGCGGCUUCCACCAUUGAAGAGUACACGGCUUGGAGGCUUCUCAAAAUGGACAUGGCACACGUGUUCUUUAAAGACAUUAAGCAGAAUGGCCGUGUGGCAUCCUUCAAGGCCAAGGCACGCAAGGCUGUAGACAAUGCCAAGGUGGCGUUUUGUGCGUCUCAUGCAGAUGAUGUCGAGUUCUGCUUUGUCUAAACAACUGAUUCGAUUCUACAUCUCAGCUAGCUAGCAGCCAGCCUUACGAAGCAAUGCAAGGUCUGGUUGUAUCUAUCUGCACACGAAAGAGACGAGGCAAGAGUCUCAGUCCUUGACGAAUGAAUCACUGUCUAGCUACACAAUCUGAGUGCGCCAAGCAAGCACUUCAGUCUACUGCAUACAAUAAACCCCAGAAGUUUUGGCUAAAUUUUACUACUAGCAGGCUAGUAGUAGCUCUCAGAUGCU
Seminavis robusta is the source of this 1083-nucleotide messenger RNA. NCBI's taxonomy places the organism in Eukaryota, Bacillariophyta, Bacillariophyceae, Naviculales, Naviculaceae. The record is from the annotation of a GenBank genome assembly.